Molecule: messenger RNA, 689 nt
Organism: Ziziphus jujuba (common jujube)
Lineage: Eukaryota; Viridiplantae; Streptophyta; Magnoliopsida; Rosales; Rhamnaceae
Product: protein DMP2
Exons: 1
Coding region: 29-640 (203 amino acids)
Biological process (GO): endomembrane system organization
Source: RefSeq, a predicted model, not a curated record
ACUUAUAAAAAAAAACAUUCCCAAAUUAAUGGGUGAUUCCAAGAGUAGUGGUGUCACUAACAAGGCAUACCAAGGAUUUGGAGACCUCAUAAAACUCCUCCCGACAGGAACAGUUUUCUUGUUCCAGUUCCUUAAUCCAGUGGUCACCAACAAUGGCAAAUGCAGCACCGCAAACAAGUACCUAGACGCCAUUCUAGUCAUCGUCUGCGGCCUCUCUUGUUUCUUCUCUUGCUUCACCGAUAGUUACACUGGAAGUGAUGGAAAAAUCCGAUAUGGUUUCGUCACUAAAAAUGGUCUUUGGUCUUCCACAAGUACCCCAUCUCAAUCCAUUGAUUUAUCAGCAUAUAAGCUAAGGUUGGGAGACUUUGUGCACGCUUUCUUUUCGGUGAUUGUGUUCGCCGGGUUGUCCCUUCUUGAUUCCAAUACAGUGAGGUGCUUCUAUCCGGGUUUUGAGUCCACAAAUUUGCAGAAGACUCUUCUCCAAGUAUUGCCUAUCGUUAUUGGUGUACUUUCAAGCUCUGUGUUUGUGUUGUUUCCUAAUGAUCGCCAUGGGAUUGGAUAUCCACCAAGUGAUAGUUCUUCGAAGAAAACUUCCUCCAACAACUCCAUUAGUAUGGUGGAAAAUCCUACAAACAAAUGAAAUAUUUGGAUAUUAAUUACUAGCUUUUACUUAAUUAAUUAAAGUGUGU